GCCUCGGUUCUUCAGCAGCGGAGUCGCUUCAGUCCGGGAUCCGAUCAGAAAGCAUGGAGUUCAGAGGAGCUGCAGCCGCUGUUCUCCUGCUGGCGCUGAUUCCGGCUACUGUUUUCUCAGCUGCUCCGAGUUUCUCUGUGGACUACAAAAGGAACAGCUUCCUGAAGGAUGGCGAGCGCUUCCGCUACAUUUCCGGCAGCAUCCACUACAGCAGGAUCCCCCGGGUGUACUGGAAGGACCGGCUGCUGAAGAUGUACAUGGCUGGACUCAAUGCCAUCCAGACGUACAUACCCUGGAACUUUCACGAGCCGACUCCCGGCAGCUACGACUUUUCAGGAGACCGGGACCUGGAGCACUUCCUGCAGCUGUGUCAGGACCUCGGCCUGGUGGUCAUCCUGCGACCUGGCCCGUACAUCUGUGCAGAGUGGGACAUGGGUGGGCUUCCUACCUGGUUGUUGAAGAAGAAGGACAUCGUCCUCCGCUCUUCUGAUCCAGCUUAUAUUGCGGCUGUGGAUAAAUGGAUGGGGAAAUUAUUGCCUAUGAUAAAGCCUUACCUGUACCAGAACGGAGGACCCAUCAUUACAGUGCAGGUGGAAAACGAAUAUGGGAGCUACUUUGCGUGUGAUUUUGAUUACCUGCGGCAUCUCAUCAGGCUGUACCGAUCUUACCUGGGUGAUGAAGUGGUGCUGUUCACCACAGAUGGAGCACGUGUGAGUUACCUGAAGUGUGGAUCCAUACAGGGAGCUUAUGCUACAGUGGACUUCGGGGCGGGUGGAAAUGUGACCGCUGCCUUUGAAGCCCAGAGACAUGCAGAGCCUCACGGACCCCUGGUGAAUUCGGAGUUCUACACUGGGUGGCUGGAUCAUUGGGGUGAGCCUCAUGCUGUAGUCUCCACAGCGAUCUUGGUUAAAUCCCUCAACGAGAUUCUGGAAGUGGGUGCCAAUGUCAACCUGUACAUGUUUAUUGGUGGAACCAAUUUUGGUUACUGGAACGGGGCCAACACACCGUACGCUCCUCAGCCCACCAGCUAUGACUAUGACGCCCCCUUAACCGAGGCUGGAGACCUCACUCAGAAAUACUUCGCCAUACGUGACGUCAUUAAAAAGUACAGGAAAAUACCAGAUGGAAUGGUGCCACCAUCUACACCUAAAUAUGCAUACGGACAAGUCCCCAUGAAAAAGUUGAGGACAGUGGCGGAGUCUCUGGAUAUCCUGUCUUUUUCUGGACCAGUUAAAAGCACUUAUCCACUCACCUUCACAGACAUGAAGCAGGCUUUUGGCUUCAUGCAGUAUCAGACCGUCCUUCCAGUGGACUGUAUAAACCCCACCCCUCUGUCCUCCCCCCUGAACGGAGUGCGUGACCGGGCCUAUGUCUCUGUGGACGGGGUCGUCGCUGGGAUCCUGGAGAGGGACAAGGCCAUCACCAUUAAUAUAACUGGUAAAGCUGGCAGCAGACUGGACAUACUGGUGGAGAACUUGGGAAGGGUCAACUUCGGGAAAGACAUCAACGACUUUAAGGGGCUGGUGUAUAACCUGACUCUGGGAGCGAGUGUACUGGCCAACUGGACGGUGUACAGUCUGAGUAUAGACGAGGCAGUGAAGGGUGGUCUCCUAUUGGAUACUGUCUCUCUCCGCCCCCCUAAAACCACCACCCCCAAAACUCCACCCACUAAACUCUCACCUCCAGCCUUCUACGCCGGAUCCUUCAGCAUUCCCGACGACAUCCCUGAUCUCCCCCAGGACACCUACAUCCAGUUCCCAGACUGGAGAAAGGGUCAGGUGUGGAUUAACGGGUUUAACCUGGGCCGGUACUGGCCCUCCCGCGGCCCCCAGAUCACCCUGUUCGUCCCGGGGUAUCUGCUCAGCACCAGCGCUCCCAACAACAUCACCGUCCUGGAGCUGGAGGCGUCGCCCUGCUCCUCAGGACCCUGCGCGGUGGAGUUCACCAACACUCCCAACAUCAACGCCACCACCAGAUUCACCACGCCCUUCAUCAGAGAUCCACUGAACCUACAGGGGCUUUUAUAACACUCUCAAUCAUUCUUAAUGAGAAAUGACUGUACAAUUCUAAUAAUCCACUCCGCCAGCUGAGCCGUGUGAUUUAGGAGCGUGAGAUUCUGCUGUCUGCACAGUUUACUGCUCUGAAAGUCUGAUUCAGGAUCAGACGCUGGGUUCGGACAUCACUGCAUGAUAAUAUAGAGCUUAAAAGCUGACACAAGUAUUUUAAUCUGUAUUUUAAUCUGUAUUUUAAUGAUGUUUUAUGGAAAGAAAAUUAUGAAUUAGAAUUUUUACAACCUUUUUUUGUAUUAAAAUCUGCUGUUAAAAAAAUACAUGCUGAAAUAAUUUACAGUUUAUAGAUUUAAAAAAACUAAUAUCCAUAAACUGAAACAUUUGAUUCAAGACAAGAAAUAUGCAUUUAGGCCAAUGGUGAAAAAAAAGAGUAGAAAAGUUUGAAUCUAAACAUUUAUGAAACUGAUUUUUGGAAAUAUCUUCUUUUUUCACAAGUUUCUCACACGUUUGAAAAAAAAAAAAAAUUUGAAUUAUGCCAUUAAAUAUUUAAGUCUAUUAAAUUUAAUUAAAGUAAACAAAAUGUAGAUUCAGAUGCUAAUGUCAGCUUUUGAGCUCCAUAUGAUUAAUAUAUAUAUACAUAUACUGGAAUACAGUAUAUUUGAACAGGAAUGCAAAACGGUGCCUUUAAUGAAGAAUUUUAUCACAAUGUAACAUUUUUUAAUGUCCAUCUCAUUUACACUGAAAUCACGUGUUAAGCUACCUCACUGAGAUUAUGUGUUUUUAUCUGGGUAACGAAUGAUGAAAUGAUGAAAGUUUACACAAAGGGAACUCCUGCUUAUCUCUGAUUUUUUUACAGGAUGAAUGACUCACUGCUUAUGUUCACAGAGCCUUUAAAUAAAUCAAAGCGGAAUUCAGAGAGGCUCUCUAUACCUGGUAAAGCCUUUGUAUCCUUCGGUAGAUUGUUCUACACUGACAUGCCAAAAGUCAUGGCACAAUUCUACACAGAUGCCACUAGUCACAGUCUUUCUCCACAUUGCUAUUUGCAGUGUUCAGCCUCACUCACAGGAUACAACCUCAACACUUAUACACUUAUACAGUUUUGUGCAUCCCCAAGCUGUCCACUGAGGUCAAAUUUUAUCAUCAGUAUGCAAUGCUAUCAGUACUAUUGUCCCAUGACAUGUGGCAUGUCAGUGUUUUAUUUAAACACUGCUGUAAUGGCUACAGAAACCGGUGGAGUCUUUUGUUAAACAAGGUGUGUUUUUAUAAAAGCUUGACUUUGGGAUGAACUGGAAUUGAGAUUUUUUUGCACUCCUCUGCUGAGAAACAUGUGCAAUAAUGUGCUGUUUUAUAUGCCAGAUGUUCAAAUCUGCCUUUUAUGUUCUAUUGCAUCUGAUUAAAACUGUGUUUUAUUUUAUAGCAACAAAUUAAAGAAUUCAUUUCAGGCCUGAA
Molecule: messenger RNA, 3458 nt
Organism: Astyanax mexicanus (Mexican tetra)
Lineage: Eukaryota; Metazoa; Chordata; Actinopteri; Characiformes; Acestrorhamphidae
Gene: glb1
Product: galactosidase, beta 1
Exons: 16
Coding region: 54-2027 (657 amino acids)
Biological process (GO): carbohydrate metabolic process
Cellular component (GO): vacuole
Molecular function (GO): beta-galactosidase activity
Source: RefSeq, a predicted model, not a curated record